Molecule: messenger RNA, 945 nt
Organism: Zygosaccharomyces rouxii
Lineage: Eukaryota; Fungi; Ascomycota; Saccharomycetes; Saccharomycetales; Saccharomycetaceae
Gene: CHS7
Product: Chs7p
Exons: 1
Coding region: 1-945 (314 amino acids)
Biological process (GO): protein folding
Cellular component (GO): endoplasmic reticulum membrane
Source: RefSeq, a predicted model, not a curated record
AUGUUCGAUUUCGAGACCAUAUGUUCGAAGACUCCACUGCCGCUGUGCUCCGUGAUUAAAUCUGGAAGCCAUUUGAUUCUUUCUAACUCAACUACUAUUCAUGAUUUUAAUCCACAAAAUUUACAUACAGGUAUAUUACCUCGUUGUUAUGCGAGAUCUAUUGAUGUGGCCAAUACUAUGAUAUUUAACGUUGGGAAUGCAUUUGUUAACAUUGGGGCUUUAGGUGUUUUACUAGUGAUUCUUUACAAUAUUAGACAAAAAUUUACUGCUAUUGGUAGAGCUGAAUAUCUGCAUUUUUUCCAACUAGCUCUAUUGAUGAUUAUAUUCACAUUGAUAGUUAAUACGGGGGCAUCACCACCAGGUUCAGGUUCUUAUCCAUACUUUGUUGCAAUUCAAAUUGGUCUUGCAGGUGCAUGUUGUUGGAAUCUGCUAGUUAAUGCAUUUUUGGGAUUUAACCUUUGGGAAGAUGGUACCAAGAAAUCAAUGCUUCUAACCAGAGGUGCAGCUUUUCUAGGGUUUGUUGCCAAUUUCUUAGUGGCAAUCUUAACCUUUAAGACAGCGACGACAACAGGUAAGAUUGACAAGACUCAUACUUUGGCGCUCUUUAUUAUUACUUAUGUGGUUAGUGGUACAAUGUUAGUUGUCUACACCAUAUGCCAAUUGUUAGUUUCAGUCUUUGUGGUUCAAAAUCUUUGGGUAGCAGGAGCAGUUAUGCUAGGAGUUUUCUUCUUCGUGGCAGGCCAAGUAUUAGUUUAUGGAGUAUCUGAUAAAGUUUGCAUGGGCGCUAAUCAUUAUAUUGAUGGGUUAUUCUGUGGGAGCCUUUGUAACCUAUUUACAUUGAUGAUGGUUUACAAAAUUUGGGAUAUGACUACUGAUGACGACUUAGAAUUCAGUGUUACAAUUCACAAUGAGGACGGGGUAGUGUAUAAUAACGCUUUGAAAUAG